Hyaloscypha bicolor E is the source of this 189-nucleotide messenger RNA. RefSeq lists its product as uncharacterized. The record is from RefSeq and is a predicted model, not a curated record. Lineage: Eukaryota; Fungi; Ascomycota; Leotiomycetes; Helotiales; Hyaloscyphaceae. The annotation marks the transcript as partial. The transcript has a single exon.
UACUAUGCGGAGAUAAAGAAGAAUGAUAUAUACUGGAUUGCUUAUUGUCUUAAUCCGAGAAUUAAGGCUAAGUGGUUAAUUAAAAAUUACUCUAAUUACGAAGUAAUUCUUAAUCGUGUUAAGAGCUUCCUAAAGGAGGCCUAUUUAUCUGAAGAAGAACUACUAGUAAGAUCUCGUAAUCUAGUUUAG